ACAUAUCAGCCCCACUUUGCUCCCAUUCUUCUUCUCCUUCUUCAUCUCAUAGCUCACUCCCCCUCACCCUCACAUCUCUCUCUCUGUCUCGACACUAACGAACUCUCAAAAAACCAAACAACACUAAAAGCUUAUCUUCUGUCUUAAUAUCAGAAAUGAGAGAGCUUGAGCGGUUGAAGACGAGCAUGAACCAUCAAUGGCCACCCAUUGGAGCUCCGAUGAAUCUCCGGCGAGAAGAGCCGUGGAAAUCUCGAUUCGACGACUCAGUCAACGCCGUCUCGUUCGGGUUCGUCGCAACAGCCAUUCUCAUCUCAAUGUUCCUCGUCAUGGCUAUCUUCGAGAGACUGAUCCGGACCACCACCACCACGACCACUACUAACCAAGAUUCCUCUUCUGGUCGGGUCCUUUCGGGUAUGGAUUCUCGGGUCGGGUUUAGUGGUGCAGCAUCUAAGCUAGGUUAUCAAUCUCCAAAGAUGACUGUAUACACAAACGGUGUAUCGGUAUUGAUGCCAGGAGAUGAUAUCCCUACUUUCAUCGCGCAUCCAGCGCCCGUGCCAUGUCCUCAACGCAUCAUCUCACCGUCUCAGCAUCAACAUAGCUCAUCGAGUGAUUCUUCCAACUCAAACUCCAUUCAAGAAUGUUGAAAGACUUGUUUAUUUUAUCUCGUAUCACCACCACCAUUGGCUUAUUAAAACAUUUCAAGCCACCAACCACACUGAGCUGAGUUGAGUUUGGCAUCUGAUGUUUUUUUUUCUCCUGAUGAUACCGCUACAUAUAUUGGGUUCGGGAGAUUAUCUAUGCGUAUUUUGUGUACAUAGGCAUUAUUAGGAAACUGGUUUAUGCCCUUAGCAUAAUUAAUCAUAUAUAUUCAAGAUUUGCCUCU
Messenger RNA from Raphanus sativus (radish), 883 nucleotides. RefSeq lists its product as uncharacterized. Lineage: Eukaryota; Viridiplantae; Streptophyta; Magnoliopsida; Brassicales; Brassicaceae. The record is from RefSeq and is a predicted model, not a curated record. The coding region runs from base 156 to 644 and encodes 162 amino acids. The transcript has 2 exons.